GAGUGACUUGAAAAGAAAACCCUCCAUCACCAAAAGUAUAUGUGUCUCAUUCUCAAGACAAUGGUAACGUAACGUAGCCAAUGCAGCCACUCGCACCCACAGUAACUUCAAAGCAUCAUCUGCCAACUCCUCAAAGCCCAAAGAGCAUACAAUCAUAUGCACAUGAGCCGUGACUGCUGAAUGUACUGAUCGCUGAUCAUACGUUCGAGGCGUAGCCAUGGGCGCCACAAGCAACCAUGCCGCUCCCAUCUCUCGAGCCAUCCUUUCGCUCGUGACGAUCAUCUUCUCCGCCGUCUGCGACUCUGACCCGGACCUCCUCGUCGACUACUGCGUCGCCGACACGAGGGCCGCCGCCGGCGCGCUCGACUUCCACUUCAACGGCCUGCCGUGCAUCGACCCGGCGACGGCGCGCGCGGGCCACUUCGCGACGUCGGCGCUCUCGGCGCCCACGGACCCGUCGGCCACGCUCUUCGGGUUCAACGCGACGGUGACCAGCCCGGCGGCGUCCCUCCCAGGCGCGAACGCGCAGGGGCUGGCCAUGGCGCGCGUGGACCUCGCGCCCGGCGGCAUGGCGCCGCUGCACUCCCACCCGCGCGCGUCGGAGGUGGCGCUGGUGCUCUCCGGCGGCGUGCUGGUGGGGUUCGCCGACACGUCGUACCGGCUGUACACGCAGCGGCUGCGCGCCGGCGAGGCGUUCGUGUUCCCGAGGGGCAUGGUGCACUUCAUUCGCAACGAGGACACGUCGUCGCCGGCCGUCGUGCUGUCCGGGCUCAACAGCCAGAGCCCCGGCGCGCAGCUCCUGCCCUUCUCGGCGUUCCGGACGGAGCCGCGGCUGCCCGACGAGGUCGUCAAGAAGACCUUCAGGAUCACCGGGCAGGACGUGCAGAGGAUACAAAGGAGCCUCGGUGGCUCGUAGCCUCGUAGGGGAGAUGUAUGCCCUCUGCUCGCCUCGAUUUAGUAUUACCACAUAAUAUAAUUAUCCAUGUGUUACCACAGGUGGCUAAAUAUUCUGUACGGAAUUUCAUGAUUUAUGUAUUAUUUUAUUAUUA
Molecule: messenger RNA, 1049 nt
Organism: Hordeum vulgare subsp. vulgare (domesticated barley)
Lineage: Eukaryota; Viridiplantae; Streptophyta; Magnoliopsida; Poales; Poaceae
Product: germin-like protein 3-1
Exons: 1
Coding region: 218-916 (232 amino acids)
Cellular component (GO): cell wall
Molecular function (GO): manganese ion binding
Source: RefSeq, a predicted model, not a curated record